Ogataea philodendri is the source of this 567-nucleotide messenger RNA. RefSeq lists its product as uncharacterized. The record is from RefSeq and is a predicted model, not a curated record. The transcript is spliced from 2 exons. Lineage: Eukaryota; Fungi; Ascomycota; Pichiomycetes; Pichiales; Pichiaceae. The coding region runs from base 1 to 567 and encodes 188 amino acids.
AUGGAGUAUGUCGUUGGUGCUCCAUUCAACGUGGUGGUACGCCAUGCGAUGGUUGGUGAAACGGUCGAUGUUCCCGUGGCAGUGGUAUCAGUUCCUCCGGUGGAUUCUGUGGUCAACUCUGUUGAACUCGAUGCUGCGUUAGCUGGUGUAGUAGUGCCCUUCCCUGUGGUGGCAGUGGUACCAGUUCCCGUGGUGGCAGUGGUACCGGUUCCCGUAGUACCAGUGCCCGUCGUUCCGGUGUUAGUUCCAGUUCCCGUGGUUCCAGUUCCAGUUCCAGUUGUGCCUGUGGUUGUUGCGGCAGCUGCUGCUGCUGCUGCUGCUGCGGUGGUUGUAGGGGUAGUAGCCGUGGUAGCCGCAUUACCAGUGGUUGUAGCUGCUGUGUUUGUUGUAGCUGCGGUCGCAGUGUUAUCAGUAGCAGUAGCUGCAGUCGCCGUAUUGUCGGUCGCAGUGGCUGCGGUCGCUGUGUUGUCAGUUGCAGUGGCUGCCGUGGCGGUGUUAGCCGUGGCCGUCGUGGCUGCGUUCGCAGCGGCCGUCGUCCCCGUGGUGGUGGCCGGAUCUGCGGCGUAA